AUGCCUGUUCUUCUCAUUGCAAAUAACAAACUCAGUGGUGCUAUCCCUUCUUCAAUAUGCAGUGCGACCAAUCUUGAAGUACUUGACUUGUCCAGCAAUAGUUUGAAUGGAAGUAUACCAUCAUGCUUAGCUAAACAAAGCCUGACAGUACUGAACCUUGGAGGAAACAAUAUCAGAGGUAAUAUCAAUCUAAAGGUGUUAAACGUGGGGAGCAACAAGAUAAGUGAUACCUUUUCCUGUUGGUUGAGAAGGUUGUCCUAUCUCCAUGUACUUGUGUUACACUUCAAUAAUUUCAAUGGCAACAUUGAUUGCUCUGGGGUCAAUUACACCUGGCCUGCUCUCCAAAUCAUUGACCUAGCUUCCAAUAAUUUUAGCGGCAUUCUUCCAAGAAACUUAUUCUUGGAUCUGGAAUCUAUGAAGGUGGACUCCGCGAUAUCACGUGUUGAUCACCUAUAUGCUGCCAAUAGAAUUUUCUUUGGAGAUGAUUCAAGCGCACAAGUAGAGAUUUACUAUCAGGAUACUGUCACUCUUACUCUUAUGGGACAAGAAAUGUCCGCGCCAAAGAUUUGGUUUACCUUCAACUCAAUUGACUUUUUGAACAACAGUUUCGUUGGAGGAAUCCCUGAGAUAGUCGGAGAACUCAAAUCUCUUUAUCUUCUAAACUUGUCGCACAAUGUUCUCAGUGGACAAAUCUCCCCUGCAACUGGAAAUUUGAAACAACUGGGAUCACUAGACCUCUCAUUCAAUAAGUUAAAUGGGCAUGUCCCGGAGAAGCUCUCAGGCAUCCCACAACUUUCGUUCUUAAAUUUAUCAUACAAUGAACUUGUGGAAGAUACCUCGAGGCAACCAAAUUCAAACAUUUGA
Nicotiana tabacum (common tobacco) is the source of this 864-nucleotide messenger RNA. Lineage: Eukaryota; Viridiplantae; Streptophyta; Magnoliopsida; Solanales; Solanaceae. The record is from RefSeq and is a predicted model, not a curated record.